AUGGCAGUUGCGGCGUUUGAGGUCAGACGACAGAAGCAGCAGCAGCAGCAGCAGCAGCAGCAGCAGCAGCAGCAGCAGCAGCAGCAGCAGCCAGGCCAGACAACAGCAGCAGCAACCGUGCCGCCGGCUGCCUCGAGCCCUGCAGCGCCGCUGGCGUCGCCCUUUGCGCCAGCGGCCGCUGGGGCCCCACGUGUCUCUGAUGCCUCCUCUUCCAGCGGCGCCGGCCCUAUUGUGGGCGCCAGUGGGGGGGGCGGCUCUGGCGGCGCGGGGCAAGCGCUGGAGGGUGUGGCGCAGGAGCUGUAUCGCGUGCUGUUUUUCAUGGUUUACUCACUGGAGGUCACGGCAAUCAGCUGGCUGCCCUACCUGG
Messenger RNA from Monoraphidium neglectum, 367 nucleotides. RefSeq lists its product as hypothetical. The transcript has a single exon. The annotation marks the transcript as partial. The record is from RefSeq and is a predicted model, not a curated record. Lineage: Eukaryota; Viridiplantae; Chlorophyta; Chlorophyceae; Sphaeropleales; Selenastraceae.